Molecule: messenger RNA, 1188 nt
Organism: Penicillium canescens
Lineage: Eukaryota; Fungi; Ascomycota; Eurotiomycetes; Eurotiales; Aspergillaceae
Product: putative aminotransferase
Exons: 3
Coding region: 1-1188 (395 amino acids)
Biological process (GO): biosynthetic process
Molecular function (GO): pyridoxal phosphate binding; catalytic activity
Source: RefSeq, a predicted model, not a curated record
AUGGUCCGAAUCAGCGCAUUCGCCGUGGAGCGUUGGAUGGACCUCUACGAAAACGAUGCGAAGCAUAAUCUUGCCGAAACAUGCUGUGCCUCGAUCUCCCUAAAUGAUCUCUUGUCAUUUUCCCAAAAAAAGGAUCUAGUAGACUACAGCCAGAAACAAGUCUACGGCGCGAUCCGGGGAUCGAAGGCGCUGAGAGCCAACAUCGCAAAUCUGUAUCCCCAAUCUGUCUCUGCAGAAGGUGUCCUCGUGACAAACGGCGCGAUACAGGCGAAUUUUCUGGCACUUUAUACGAAUAUUGGCCCCAAGGAUCAUGUUAUUUGCCAGUAUCCGACGUAUCAGCAGCUAUACUCCGUGCCGGAGUCUUUUGGUGCGGAGGUUAGUCUGUGGCGAUCGAAUGAGGAGAAAGGAUGGGGCUUGGAUUUGGAAGAGUUGAAGGCUUUGAUCCGGCAGAAUACGAAGUUGAUUAUUUUGAACAACCCCCAGAAUCCCACAGGUGCUAUUCUUCGCCGCGAAGAAUUACAGGCAAUUGUUGAUAUUGCGCGUGAGCAUGAUAUCCUCAUUCAUUCUGAUGAGGUGUAUCGGCCUCUCUUCCAUUCUCUCAGCCAGAACGAGGGGACUCCCCCGUCUAUCCUUGAGUUUGGAUAUGAGAAGGUGAUUUCGACUGGUUCCAUGUCCAAGGCAUUCAGCUUGGCUGGUAUCCGGCUGGGCUGGAUUGCGUCGCCGAAUCCCGAGAUCAUUGAAGCGUGUGCUUCUGCUCGUGAUUACACGCUUAUCUCGGUUGGCCAGAUCGAUGACGGUGUAGCUGCACAUGCCUUGUCUAGUCCUUGCGUGGAAAACUUGUUGCACCGCAAUCUUCAACUGGCCAGGCAGAAUCUCGAUGCGCUUGAGUCGUUUGUAAAUGAGUUUAGCUGGGCUGUGAAGUGGACCAGGCCUCAGGCUGGAACGACUGCGUUCAUCAAAUUCGUUGAUAGGGAAGGAAGGGCUAUUGAUGACGUUGUGCUUUGCCAACGACUGCAAGAGACGACUGGAGUGAUGCUGGUCCCUGGAAGCCAGUGUUUUGGAGGUGGUGUUGAUUUCCAUGGAUUUGUGCGAGUAGGCUAUGUCCCUGAGCACGAGGUGAUGGUCGAUGGCCUGCAGGCUUUGAGGAAGUUUAUGCGUGGCGGGUAUGAGAAGCUGUCAUUGGCGUAG